Molecule: messenger RNA, 946 nt
Organism: Colletotrichum phormii
Lineage: Eukaryota; Fungi; Ascomycota; Sordariomycetes; Glomerellales; Glomerellaceae
Exons: 2
Coding region: 247-729 (160 amino acids)
Source: RefSeq, a predicted model, not a curated record
UUGAUUAUUUGUUUUCUCAAUCGGCAAGCAGAUUUAAAUGAUCCGUUCGGUACGUACCCUACCGCCCUUCUGGCCGCAAUCACCAGCCCUCUGCUCCGAAAAGUAUUUAAUCCCCCUUCUCACCCGCGACUUUUCCUCUCCUCUUCAACCAUCUUACAUUCUACACACCAAACGAUCUCAACUUCUUUCUCUCUCAUCCACAGGAUCGCCCCUUUCCCCUCCCGCCACUCUACCUUCAACCCCAUCAUGGAUCACAACAACAAUCUCACUAUCCGCGCCAAGGAGUCCGAGGACUCUGGCACCACCCACUCCACACAGAACAAUCCCAAGUCUUACUUCGCCAAGAUUUCUGCUAUGGAGAAGGCUUCUCAGAGCAUCAUUCAAUCUUUCCAGAGCGUCGGCCUCGAUCCGAAGUUCAUCGAGUCCUUCGCCCUGCAGCAGAAGUGCGUCAUUGCCAUCGCUCUGGAGGCUGACAACGCGAUUCAGAAAGCGACCAGUGUGACCCAGGAGGAGGGAAAGGUGAUUCAGGACCUGCAAGAGGCGUCGCAGAACGCGGAGAAGGCGGCUGCGGAGGCUCAGGUCGUGGCGUCGGAGACUCGAGUUGCAGUUCUGGAGUUCAAGCUCGCGAACCUUCUCAUCAAGGUCACUAAGAUGGAGGGUGCCCUUGCCAAGGUCUGCCAGGCUAUGGACAACCAGAAGAAGGAUUCGGAGGAGGUAAAGGGUGUCUAAGGAGCCUUGAGGAAUUGGUUCGGGAUUUGCGUACGCCCUUUUAACUGAACGGCCAUUAUUGCAAGAACCAGAAACAGCACAGCAUAGCCUAGCAUUUAUCUAUAGACCUAAGGGGUCUUAAUAGGGAAUACAAUUGGCUCCGCGAUUGCUCUGUGAGCAUGUCUCCUACGCUUGUGAUUUUGUAAUACAUAUCAAAUGAUGCUUAGACGACGUGGCC